AUGCCCGGGGGAGGCGAGGAUAUCGCUGAUCAAAUAUUGAAAACGUUCAACUUGCCGGACAUGGUCGGUUCGAUGACUAGUUCUAACAAGCUGAUCAAUCUUCUGAGAGGGCACGUUACCUACCCACCCUGGCUUCACCCCCCACGUCAACUGCGAGCACUGCUGCCACCCCUAUGGCCCAAUGUCUCCUUGCUUCCCACGCAAUUGAUGGCCAAGGCCACUCACAAUGCCCUCCAGAACCCAUCUGUUGCGCUCCCAGCCAUGUGCUAUGGACCAGAUGCAGGAGAUCCGCGACUGCGUAGGAACGUCGCCUCCUGGCUUACCAAGUUUUAUCAGCCGGCCGAGCCUGUAAAUAUGGACCGAAUUUGCAUCACUGGUGGUGCUUCCCAGAAUCUAGCCUGUUUGCUCCAGUCCUUCACCGACCCCGUAUAUACUAGGAAUGUCUGGAUCGUGGCCCCGGCAUACAUGCUAUCGUUCCGCAUCUUUGAAGAUGCAGGCUUCCACAAGAAGCUGAGAGCUGUCCCUGAAGAUGAAGAAGGCAUAGAUAUAGACUUUCUGAGAAGAGAGAUUCGGAAAAGUGAGGAGAAAGCCAAUGCUGAAGGUAAUGACAAGCCGCAUUUGAAGCCUCCAAGGCCAUCAGACAAAUCUUACAAACAUGUCAUAUACGCUGUGCCUACUUUCUCGAACCCAAGCUUCAAGACCAUGAGCUUGAGGCGCAGGGAAGAACUAGUACGCUUGGCUAGAGAGUACGAUGCUCUAGUCAUCACCGACGACGUCUAUGAUUUCCUACAAUGGCCGUCAGGUCUCACAUCUAAAACAUCUUCCCUGGAGAAGGCUGCAUUGCCUCGGCUUGUAGACCUAGAUAGAUUCCUAGACGGCGGGGCUGAGAGGGAUGGCGCGGACGGCUUUGGAAAUGCGGUGUCAAACGGCAGUUUCUCCAAGAUCUGCGGGCCUGGCUUGCGAACUGGCUGGUGCGAAGGUUCGCCUAAGCUGUCUUAUGGAGUCUCACAGACAGGUAGCAGUCGAUCUGGCGGUUCACCAAGCCAGCUGACAGCUUGCUUUGUGGCUGAGAUAUUGGAGUCCGAAGAGCUGCAACGUUACGUGUACGACACACUCCAGCCGGCUUACGGCAGUCGCUAUCGCCGGAUGGUCGAAGCCAUCAACACUCAUUUGAUCCCACUCGGUGUCCGUAUACCGCAGACAGAUCGUGAAGUAGUCGGAGGAUACUUUAUUUGGAUGACUCUGCCCUUGCCGUUGAAUGGCUCCGUGCUUGCACAACGUGCUAAAGAGGAGGAAAACGUCGUAGUAGCGCAGGGUGAGAUCUUUCAAGUCCCCCGCGACACCGAGUAUCCAGGCACGGCUUUCGGCAACGAGGUUAGAGUUUGCUUCGCGUGGGAAGACGAGGACAUGUUGGCUGAAGGUAUCGAACGUCUCGCGCGGGUCAUUGGCCGCAUGUUAGAUGAGGAGGAUACAACUAGCGACGAUAAUGCCGCACUUACACCUACGACGGACGCAGAGCCGAAGAGCUUUUGGUAA
Messenger RNA from Plenodomus lingam JN3, 1536 nucleotides. Lineage: Eukaryota; Fungi; Ascomycota; Dothideomycetes; Pleosporales; Leptosphaeriaceae. The record is from RefSeq and is a predicted model, not a curated record.